Messenger RNA from Hyaloperonospora brassicae, 1125 nucleotides. NCBI's taxonomy places the organism in Eukaryota, Oomycota, Peronosporomycetes, Peronosporales, Peronosporaceae. The record is from the annotation of a GenBank genome assembly.
AUGUCGUUGGUCGAAGUCGCUGUCGUUGAUAUUGAGUCGUCGUGUUUGGUCCCUCUGUUUGUGCACUGUCAUCGCGUCCUUUCCGCCUCUAACAUCUCUUCAGCCGCCUCUUCGAAUUCUGCCUCUCUUCGUGUUCGGAUACUCGAUCCUCCGAUGCUCUACGAUGCAGAGGUCGCCCCCUGUCACAGGCCACGGGCACUCGAAUGCUCGGAUGUCGAGUACAUAGUAGCAGUCGAGUCGGCUCUGCUUUCGCCCCAAUGUGACGCCUCGACACGUCGUUUUGACUUUCGAUGGAGCAGACACGAACAAACUCUAACGCUCAUGGAAAAGACAAGUGUUGCCAUGAAAUUUUGUGCAAUCAAAUUUGAAGUGACCUCAGAAGAAGCAACAUGGCUAGACUUGCUCCGUCGUGUAGCAACACGACAACAGGAGAAGCAAAAAGCAGCUGCUGAUGCUGAGAGCCAUCUGCAGCAGAUGGAACUACUGAUGAGGCGAAAGGAGGUGCAGCUGGAUACGACGCUGAUCGCAAUACAAAAGGUGGAAAAUCAGUUCGUGCAUAAUUUCUGUGCUCUUUUAAAUACAAAGAAAGAUGAGAUCAAGCGGCUGCGGUUCGAAUUGUCGGAGAAAUGCAUGCACCGUGCCAAUGAAAGCACAAUGACGGGCAAGAGAAGGAUUGCUGUGUCGGCGAAGAAAUCUACAGGAGCGAAGCUACAAAGAAAGAGAAAGGAGACAGAAGGCGAAGACGAUGAAAUGAGGAGCGACAAUUCAAGCGAGUGUACUUUUGCAGAUAGGGACGAUAAUGGUGCUCAGGCGAAAAAAGGGUUGGAAAGUCGUCCAAAGGGCAGCGCGACCAAGGCGUGUAUCGCUUUGCCUCCAAGCUCGCGAAAAAUUUCGAUGCACAAGUGCGAUGGUGAAGACUUGUUGUCAAGUAUGAAUGCCAUCAUUGAUACCGAAGAAGAGAAAAAUGACGGUUUACUGGUACGAGAGUUUGGGAAAGAAGACAAAGCCAUGACAUCGAAGAUGAGGACGGCUCAUGCUCCUAUGCAAGUAGUUGCAAAAAUGGAGCCGACGGCCGACGUAGCGAUGGAUUCCUCGGAGGAGGAUAUCCAUGACAUGCUAUUGUAA